Molecule: messenger RNA, 1966 nt
Organism: Cygnus atratus (black swan)
Lineage: Eukaryota; Metazoa; Chordata; Aves; Anseriformes; Anatidae
Gene: GKAP1
Product: G kinase anchoring protein 1
Exons: 13
Coding region: 307-1488 (393 amino acids)
Biological process (GO): signal transduction
Cellular component (GO): Golgi apparatus
Source: RefSeq, a predicted model, not a curated record
CGCCUCUACCCCUCGCCAUACCCCCCCCGCCGCCUUCCACCUCAGGCGGCGCGAGCCCGGCCGCGGCCGUUCCCCGGCGCCGCGGACCGUUAGAGCCGAGCCGCCCGCCGCGGGCCGUUGGGGCUGCGGCUGAACCGCCGUCCCUGACGGUCCCGCCGUCCCUGGCGGCCCCGCCGCAGCGAGCGUCCCGCCGGCCGCCCACCUGCCCUGCCCUGCCCUGCGCUGCCCUGCGCGGAGCCGCCGUGCCCCUGCCCUGGGGAGAGGAAGCUGAUAAUUAAAAGAAGCCAGCUCAGUAGAAUUUCAGACAUGGCAAUGGAAUCUGCUAUAAUCAGUUCAGUCCCUACCACUGCAUCUCGUUUUGCCUUACUACAACUGGAAAGUGAUACUGAUUCAGAGCCUGGAAAAGGCAGAAGUGGCCGACGUGCUGGUAAAUCUCUAGCUCCAGGGAGUAGAUCUACAAAUGUGAAGAAAAGAGAGAAAAGGAGAAGAAAGAGAGAACAGCAGCAGAGUGAGGCCAAUGAGCUCAGAAACCUUGCUUUUAAAAAGAUUCCUCAGAAAUCUUCCCAUGGAGGCAGUCUAUCUCAGCAAGAACAAAAACUGCAUACUACGAUGCAGAAGGACUCUCAGGAAGAAAACUGGCAAGAGUGGAGACAAAGAGAUGAGCAGCUGACAUCUGAAAUGUUUGAAGCUGAUCUUGAAAAAGCAUUGCUGCUGAGCAAACUGGAAUAUGAAGAGCACAAAAAGGAAUAUGAAAACAAUGAAUGUACUUCACCUCAGUCAAAGUCUGUGAAUAAGAAAGAGAAAAGAAAGAACCAGCAAGGAAAAGACAAACCUCUCACUGUGUCCCUGAAAGAUUUUCAGUCAGACAGUAAUAUAGAUAACCUUGCUAAAAAACAUGAGGAGCUGAGCUCUCCCCAGACUUCAUUGAAUGAUGGAAGAUUUUUCAACAGACUAGAAGAUGAUGUUCACAAAAUACUUAAAAGAGAAAAAAGGAGAGACCAGCUUGCUGACUGCAAUGAAACAGAUAACUGCACAUCUCAUGAGCACAACCAGGAAAGUGUUAUGAAAGAUGGAAGAACAGAACAACUAAAGCUUGAGCUUGAAAAGAAAGAUGCAGAAAUUCAGCAACUUAAAAAUAUAAUAACUCAGUGGGAGGCAAAGUAUAAAGAAGUAAAAGGAAGAAAUGCACAACUUCUGAAUAUGCUUCAAGAAGGUGAAAUGAAAGACAAAGCAGAAAUACUCCUACAGGUUAAUGAAUCACAAAUUAUCAAAAACGAAUUGACCUUACAGGUAACUACACUUCAUGCUGCAUUAGAGCAAGAAAGGUCCAAAGUGAAACUACUGCAGGCAGAAUUAACAAAAUACCAGAGCUGGAAAAGAGGUAAAAGGCACUUAGAAUCUGACCAGUGCAGGACUAUCAGUAAUCCCUGCUCCACAUCCCCCCUCCAGCCUUGUGGAACUAACCUGUGUUUCCUGUACGGUGUUUGACAUAAAUGAGAAUUUGCUUGUAUAAUACUUGUUGAUUAAAAACAGAAGGAUUUUUUUAAAAAAAGAAAUAUAAAAUGUAUUCUAAAAGUGCAUGUUCAUUCAAAAAAAAGUUAAUUUUGUUUUUAAGUGCUAAAAACACACAUUUCUAAUGGGGGCAAAGCUGAAUAUAGUUUUCAUUGUUCAAUGCAACUCAUCUUGAUUCUCUGUGUUUGCCCCUUGGGGAUCUGCAUAAAUUACACAAAUUAUUUAAUCAGCUGAAUAGUUCUCUACUCUGUUGCUCUUGCUCCUAAAAGUUUUGUAUAAUACCUGGACAAAAACAUUCAAUUUUCCCAUACCUUGUUUCUUUUACCUUUGUAAAAACUGAAUGUUCAUGAAGACAAAGCUGCUUUUCAUAGUUGUUGCAACCUGUUUCAAGAGAGAUACUCCCACUAUGCCUUCUUAUGAAAAGUCAGCAGUUCUCUUGCUAUUUCUUUCCCAU